Microthlaspi erraticum is the source of this 2121-nucleotide messenger RNA. The record is from the annotation of a GenBank genome assembly. NCBI's taxonomy places the organism in Eukaryota, Viridiplantae, Streptophyta, Magnoliopsida, Brassicales, Brassicaceae.
AUGGUGAUGAUGAUGAUGAUGGUGACGAUGACGCUGAUGAUAGUAUCACCCCAAGUGAGAAGUUGCAUCGAGGCCGAGAGGAAGGGCUUGCUGGAGCUCAAGGCGUAUGUCAACAUCUCCAACUCCGAUUUUGUCUAUGAUUGGCCUAAUAACAAAGACAGCGACUGUUGCAGAUGGGAAAGAGUAAAGUGUAAUCUUACAAGCGGGCAUGUGAUCGGUUAUAAAAGCCUGGGGAAAUUGAAAAAUCUUGAAGUCCUUGAUUAUAGUGAAAACUACGUCAAUAAAAGUAGUGUCUUACCCUUUUUGAAUGCCGCUUCAUCGCUCAAAACUUUGGUUCUUCGUGGAAACUCUAUGGAUGGUAUAUUUCCAAUAAAAGAGCUGAAAAACUUGAGAAACCUUAAAUUACUGGAUCUAAGCAGGAACGAGUUCAUUGGCCCAUUGCCAGACAUGGCGAAUUUUCAUAAACUUGAAGGCUUGGACUUGAGCAAUAACAAAUUUUCUGGAUCACUGGAAAAGAAAGGAAUUUGUCAACUGCAAAAUUUGUUGGAGCUUGAUCUGAGUAAAAACAAAUUCACUGGUCCAUUUCCUCAGUGUUUUGAUAGCCUAACCCAACUCCAAGUUCUUGAUAUCUCUUCAAACCUAUUCAGUGGGACGCUUCCAUCUCUUAUCGGCAAUCUUGAUUCUCUAGAGUACUUAUCUCUAUCAGAUAACGAGUUUGAGGGUUCCUUCUCUUUCGAUUUAAUCGCCAACCUCUCGAAGCUCAAGGUGUUCAAACUUUCAUCAAUAACUAGUUUGCUGCAUGUGAAAGCUGAAACCUCCUUGCAGCCCAAGUUUCAGCUGAGUGUCUUAGAACUACAGAAUUGCAACUUGGAAACAUUUCCAAGCUUUCUUCAAUACCACAAGGAUUUGCGUGUAAUCAACCUCUCCAAAAACAAGCUGACUGGAUCAUUCCCCUCAUGGUUUCUAGAGGAAUAUCCCAAACUCCGGGUUUUGCUUUUGCAGAACAACUCUUUCACCAUGCUUCAGUUGCCAAGACUACUACUAAACCACAGUUUGGAGUUCUUGGAUGUAUCAACCAACAAUUUUGAUCAACGGCUUCCCGAGAAUAUAUACGGGAACGUGGAAGGGAACUUGCCUACGCAUUUCAAUGGUCAGUACAUGAGUCUCUUGUACUUCAACGACAACGAGUUCACUGGAACGAUCCCAAGUACAUUGAUCAAAGAUGUCUUGGUGCUCGAUCUGCGAAACAACAAAUUAUCCGGACCUAUCCCGCCAUUUGUCAACAACCAGUCCAUCUUCUCUCUUUUGCUGAGGGGUAACGCAUUGACAGGUCAGAUUCCUACUGAGCUAUGCGGUCUAAGAAGCAUAAGGAUCUUGGAUCUUGCCAAGAACAGACUGAAUGGGUCUAUACCAUCAUGUCUCAAUAAGAUAUUACUUGGAAGGAGCGCGGAGUAUGAUGAUGAGAAUGGCUAUAUAGAAAAAUAUGAACCAGAUAAUACAAGACAUGAAGUGUAUUCUCGGCUGUUGGUUUUACCAAGUGAGUAUUCUCCACAAUACACUAGCUAUUUAAGGUUUAUAGUUGAGUUUUCAUCGAAGAGUAGGUAUGAGUCUUACACUCCAGAAGGUUUGGAGUUUAUGUUUGGGCUGGAUCUGUCCAGUAAUGAACUCAGUGGUGAAAUCCCAAAAGAGCUUGGGGAUCUUCAGGGUGUACGUGCGUUGAAUCUGUCUCAUAAUUCUUUGUCAGGUCUAAUACCUGAAAGCUUCUCUAAUCUAAAAGACAUAGAGAGCAUUGAUCUUUCGUUCAACAUGUUGCGCGGAUCGAUACCUCGAGAUCUAACCAAGUUGGACUAUAUGGUUGUAUUCAAUGUCUCGUACAACAACUUGUCAGGCUCCAUUCCAAGUCAAAGGAGAUUUUCUACAUUGGAUGGUACCAACUUCAUUGGUAAUCCCCUUCUCUGUGGAUCAGCUCUAAACAAAAGUUGUGAUGAUAACAUCAACAACAGUAUCGAUGAAGAAACUGCAAUCGAUAUUGAUAUGGAGAUUUUCUAUUGGACCCUCGCAGCUACCUAUGUUGCAACAUGGAUGGCAUUUAUUGUGUUUCUUUUCCUUGAUUCACCUUGA